CGUCACAGUUCUGCGACUAAAACCUAAGGCCCGGUUGCGUGUAGGAGACCUGUGUGUGUAAGUAAGUUCCGAGGCCAGGUGAAAGUUCCAUCCAAGACAUGAUUGAACAAAGCAAACGGAAGGGAAUGGAGCUGGUUCCAGUACCGGCCAAAAAGCCAAGGAAUGAGGUGGUGGCCGCGGCGGUGGCGGGCCCGCCCAGGACAUCCAGCCUCCAAGCACCAAUCAUGCUGCUCUCUGGCCACGAAGGAGAGGUUUACUGCUGUAAAUUCCACCCCAAUGGUGUCACAUUGGCUUCUGCAGGUUUUGACAGGCUCAUCUUGAUGUGGAAUGUAUAUGGUGAUUGUGAUAAUUAUGCAACAUUAAAGGGUCACAGCGGUGCUGUGAUGGAGCUUCAUUACAAUACUGACGGAAGCUUACUGUUCUCUGCAUCCACUGAUAAAACUGUGGCUAUUUGGGACAGUGAAACAGGAGAGAGAGUAAAGAGACUGAAAGGACAUACCUCAUUUGUUAAUUCUUGUUAUCCAGCAAGACGGGGACCUCAACUGAUUUGCACUGGGAGUGAUGAUGGCACUGUGAAACUUUGGGACUUCAGGAAAAAGGCAGCCGUGCAGACUUUCCAAAAUACAUACCAAGUAUUAUCUGUCACAUUCAAUGACACCAGUGAUCAAAUCAUCUCUGGAGGGAUAGACAAUGAUAUCAAGGUCUGGGAUUUGCGGCAGAACAAGCUAAUGUAUACAAUGAGAGGACAUGGGGACUCUGUGACCGGUGUCAGUCUUAGUUCUGAGGGCUCCUACUUGCUUUCAAAUGCUAUGGAUAAUACAGUCCGUGUAUGGGAUGUUCGUCCCUUUGCCCCCAAAGAAAGGUGUGUAAAGGUAUUCCAAGGGAACGUACACAAUUUUGAGAAGAAUCUGUUGCGCUGUUCGUGGUCUCCUGAUGGCAGUAAAAUUGCAGCAGGAUCUGCAGACAGGUUUGUUUAUGUGUGGGACACCACAUCUCGUAGAAUUCUGUACAAGCUCCCAGGCCAUGCUGGAUCUGUCAAUGAAGUGGCCUUCCACCCUGAAGAACCGAUUGUUCUCUCUGCAUCUAGCGAUAAGAGAUUGUACAUGGGGGAGAUCCAGUGAAUUCAGCCUGUACAAAUCCCAGAGAAUCUAGCCUCCCAUGAGACCAGCCAUCUUCCACUGUCCACAGAGAUUGUAUAUACAAGUCAGAUGAUGCACUGGCUCUGAUUUCUUUGGGGGGGGGGUGUUCUCCAUCCCUCCUAGGACUAAGACUCUCAAUAGUGCUACUGUAACUGGCCAAAAAUGGGGAGGGGGGCGAUUGGAAUAGAUGUCUUCGGAUAUUUUUUUUCUUUCUUACACAUAUGCCCUCUUCACUUUUCCUCCCUGACAGGUAGCGAUAAAUAUUUCAUGGCUUUUAUUUUGUGUUUAUAAAUUGUUUUUAUUAAAA
Molecule: messenger RNA, 1446 nt
Organism: Spea bombifrons (plains spadefoot toad)
Lineage: Eukaryota; Metazoa; Chordata; Amphibia; Anura; Pelobatidae
Gene: SNRNP40
Product: small nuclear ribonucleoprotein U5 subunit 40
Exons: 10
Coding region: 99-1121 (340 amino acids)
Cellular component (GO): catalytic step 2 spliceosome
Molecular function (GO): protein binding; RNA binding
Source: RefSeq, a predicted model, not a curated record